AUGAGACUUGAUUGGGAAGCAAUAUUCUCUUCAACCCUUAGGAGGCCAUUCCAUGUCCUCACCAUAACUCUCCUUAGCCUCUUGCUUCCCCUCUCCUUCCUCCUCCUUGCUAGGCUCUCAUAUGCCAACUUCUCCUCCUCUCUGUACUCUUACCAGCCCCCACAAGUCACCUUCCCCCUCUCCCUUUUCUUCCAUCCCAGAAACCUGAACCCCAUCCAUGCCGCCGUCACCUUCAUUAGCCUCUCCACCCUUCUGCACGGCCUGACUGGCCGGAACUCUAUCCUGGCAGAGUCGCCUGCCAGUGGCGUGCAGUCGUCCAAGUUGUACCUAGCUUGGGCCCUGCUAUGCAUGCUGCAGGUCUCGGUCGGGCUUGGAGUCGAGGGCAGCAUAGCAUCAGGGAUCGGGGGCUUCCCCAGCCUCGACCCCGGGAGGAGCCUGAUGAGCAGGAUGUUCUUCUUCCUAGGGCUACAUGGUACGAUGAUGCACUGGUGCUCGGCAGUGGUCAGGCCGGUUGUGGAUGACACGGUCUACGGGGCGCCCGAGGGCCAGCAAUGGCCGGAGAAGUUGGCUGUGGCGGCUGCAUAUGGGGCGCUGUGGUGGUGUACGCUGAGAGAUGAGGUGGAGGCCAUGGUCAUUGUGCCUCAGGUCAAGAAGGAGCUACUGAUGGGAGUUGGGAUGGUUGACUUUGUGGGGUGGUGGCUCUAUUACUUGGUUGUCACCAUUGGGAUGGUUAGGGUUGUGAAGGGGAUGAUGUGGGCUGCCACCCUUUUGCUUUGUUGGAGGGUAAGACACAAGUUUGGUGCCUCCAAUGAUGAGCAAGACAUGGUCUAA
This is a messenger RNA of Punica granatum (pomegranate), 831 nucleotides long. NCBI's taxonomy places the organism in Eukaryota, Viridiplantae, Streptophyta, Magnoliopsida, Myrtales, Lythraceae. The record is from RefSeq and is a predicted model, not a curated record.